Molecule: messenger RNA, 4866 nt
Organism: Herpailurus yagouaroundi (jaguarundi)
Lineage: Eukaryota; Metazoa; Chordata; Mammalia; Carnivora; Felidae
Gene: REELD1
Product: reeler domain containing 1
Exons: 7
Coding region: 392-1972 (526 amino acids)
Cellular component (GO): membrane
Source: RefSeq, a predicted model, not a curated record
GCCCUUGGGAGGGAAACCAAGAUGAACGCAUCGACUCCUGUAGAGGAUGCCAAUGCCAGUCAUAAGCUAAACCAGUUCCAGUUAUCUCUGGUUCUUCACACAGGCUCGAACAACGUUGGUGUGGAAACCGUGUGUGAGUAUGUGUGUGCCAUCUUAGAGAAAGCCAAUGCGAUUAAGGCUGGAUCUGGACUCUGAGGGACAGCUCCUGUGGAUGCUGAGGAUUAGCAGUAACAGCUGCUGUCCUGCCCAUUAGAGGAGAAACAGAAGAGAGAACAAAAGACUUGUUUAAAGGAUGCAUCCCUGCAACUCUGAGUGGGGGGAGCCUUUCCAUCAAGGCUGAAGGAAAGUGUGAUACUAGCUGUUACUUCUCGUGACGCAAGAUAAGGGGAGGAUGAGGGUCCCCGCUGCCCUCACAGGCUGGGCUUGUGCAGCUCUCUGCCUGGCUUCCUGCUCAACUGCCUUUUCUCAUGGUGCCGGCUCAGUGGCCUGUCAGGACAUGCAGCCCAAGCACCUUCAAGCCCAGCCUCAGAACCCCGGCACACACCACAUCACCAUUCACACCAGCAGAUCUUCCUACUUACCGGGAGACAUCGUUCCAGUGACCGUGAGAAGCAGUCGGGAUUUCAUGGGAUUUCUACUACAGGCUCGAAGAGUCUCUGAUCAUCACAUAGCUGGCACUUUUGUUUCCAUCCCUCCUCAUUCCAAACCGAUGGCUUGUGUUCAAGAGGCUGACACAGUCACCCACUCUGACAAGACCCGGAAGAGAAACCUGGCCUUCGAGUGGCAGGCUCCUGCCCAGCCUGUGGGGGAUAUUAGAUUCCUUUUAUCAGUGGUCCAGUCAUAUUUCGUUUACUGGGAGAGGAUUGAAUCCCCUGUGAUGUCUCAACAGACACGCAGCAGAGCCCAUCGUGAUGGCCCUGUGCAGCCCAGCUCACCGAUGCCAACCCCUGGGUGGAGGCCAGAGGGAACGGAAGGAAUCGCCCCAGCUCCCAGUCCCCCCACCACUCUUCCCCAGCAACGUGCAGACAUCUUUGCUGUUGCCCUAACUAGAGCUACAGAGGAGAACAGCUUAGAUUCUUCUCCUGCCAGUUUUUGGGUGAUGGAAUUUCCUGGGGGCACAGAGACUCUGUUGCAAUCAUCUUCACACACAGCUACUGCAAUCAGCAAUGGCCAGCAACCCAGAGGGGACAGCAGCCCAACCCUAGAACCAUCUUUGGAUGUCCGUGGGCUGGAGAGACUCAUGGCUCCUGGGAGAUUCUCCUCAGAGGGCAUUGCUUCCAGCCCUAGCACCUACUUCAGGACUCAGGAUGAUCCAAGCUUUGGUUCAUUGGAAACUUGCCUGCCCUCGGAUAGAGAUGAACAGGACAAGAUGGAAUCCUCUAAUAGGACUGUGAGGAGGUCCCAUCUGUCCACUGUCCAUCUUACCUAUCCUCGGCAUUUCUGGUCCUCUGAAGCAUUCACUGGGAGUGAGGCUAGGGCAGCCACCUCAACCCCAGUCUUCCACACUUCUGCCACUUCUAGGCCACCUGCUGCAGGCAGCCAGUCAGAGGCAUCUAGGCCUUCUGCCAGCUUCUUACCUCAGUCGAAGUACAAGGAGCCCAGAGUGGGGGAGGGAAAUGGAAGGGGCAGAGGGGGAUACCCCAGGAAGCCCAACCCAAGGCCUGGGGUUGAGCAAGAGGGACACAGUGCCCCUUUGGGGCUCCAGCUCAGGACUUCCCAGCUGGGAAUCCUGCUUUGCCUUUCAGCCACCUUGGGCAUGGCCCUGGCUGCUGGCCUUCGCUACCUGCAUGCCCAAUAUUGCCACACUCAGACGGAAGUAUCCUUCAGUGAGCCUGCUGGGGAUGCUAUUACCAGCAGCGACGGAGGCGAGACUGUACAUGUCAGGAAGAUCGGGGAGAACAGUUUUGUUUCAGUUGAAGUGGAAUACAACUGGAUCACUUCCUCUGUGGGUAGUGAGAAAACAGUCCUCUGAGAAGAUCGUGGUACUAGGCAGGCCUCUGAGUGGCUGUCCCUAGACCCUGCGGUGUCUCAGCCAGAACAGAGCUAAUGAGAAUAGCUGAUGAGGACAGGGGCUCCCUGUGCCCCCAUCAGUGAGCAGUUAGUGGAGGAAGCUGUGAGCAGACCGUUUUAUCAACAGAGGGAGUUCUGCCCGAGCUUUGUUGUCUUAACAUCUGUAAUUUAGCUGCUUUUUUUUUUCUUUUCACAAUUAGACGUUCUGUUUGAAGAGUUAAACUCCACACAAUGAAUAUUGUAUAACCUGCUCAUUAACUAGACUCCUGUGGCCGCCAAGCUUCCUCUGUUGCCUUAAGGAACCUGCAGAAAUAGAAAUUCUGUCCCUCCUCAGUAUGUCAGCCUCAUCCCUUCCAACUCUUUGAAAAAAAAAAAAAAAGUAAUGUUGGGGUUGUGUCUCUUGCAAGAAAAAGAACCGUGGCCCUCACUUUGCCUCUCCAAACCACCCCAGAAGAAGUUUCAUUUUCAACACUGGCUCUGCUUCGGUUGACUAGGUGAGUGCAAGGGUAUUCAGUCUUCUUGGAAACUCAGAAGCCUGGCAAAUCCCCUUGGAAAUUGAUCUGAAGCAAGGAGAGUUUGAGAGAGCUCGACUGAACACAUCUGUGGGAAAACGUAUACAUGCUGCAUAAACACCAGAGUGGGGUAAGCACGCCUCUUCAUCAGGUGUAAAUGGAUCUGAGACUUCCCAUCCAUUUACACUUGAUGGGAGGCUUAUGAAUCCUAACAGCUAGCAAACAUAUUGCCUUUUGCCAAAGGUCAGGCUGAAAAAAACUGAUGAUCCCACAGUUUGAAGAAGAGCCUCUACUCAUCUUUUCAGGGAGAAAAGGAAGACAGCAUUGUGGACAAAGUCCAUUUUCUUGCUCUUGUGAUUUACGAAGAUCACUUUGAUUUAGGACGUGUCCCAUAGAUACUGUGUGGGGUCAACAGGUUUGACUAUAACUUUUGAAUAUACUCACCUAAUACGACACGUAGAAAUUAGCUGCCUUUUCAGAGCUAGACCUGCUACAGAGUCACAAAGCAUUUUAAUGUAGAAACAGGAAAACACCACACAUCUGGCAAGGGUGUUUAUUCAUCCAGCACCUAGAUCGUACAGGUAGUGUGCUAACUUUGCAUACAUUUUCACAUUUAACUUUCACAAUAACUUAAUGAGGAAAAAGUGUAGUGACUUGCCAAAGAGAGAGAGGCUUUCAUGACAUCUCAGUUCAACAACAAAAACAUUUGUUUAAAAAAACGGGGGUGUGGGAAAGAGCUAGAUCCUGCUGUUUUUCCAGCCUCUUAUAGCUCACUGGGCACUAAUACCACAAUUGUUUCCUCCUGGAUUCUGGGCUGGGCAGAUCUGUCCCGUCUUUAGUCAAGUGCCUCAUUAGGACCAGGGAGACCUAGGUAAUUGUGUGUUCACAAAUGAAAGUGUUCUAGGAAUGCUGUGGAAAUGAGUGAAUUUACUGUACUCCAAUGGCAGCCACAGAUAUCCUUUUACAUAUCUUGCCCUCCUCAAAUGAAAUCCUCCCCGAGAUGCAGACGAGGAACCCACCAGUGGAGAGCUCUCCUCUGACCAUCACAUCCGAUGGCCAAGUGCACUACACGUACACCUUCAAGACCUUACCUGUCCAAGAGGACAUUUUCCUGGGUAAACAGACUGUUGUCUAUUUGUUUCACAACUGUUUGAAAUAAACUAUCCCCAAACUCAGUGGUUUAAAAUAGCCAUGACCACCACCACUUGUCGUCCAUCACAGUUCUAGGGUUGGCUGGGCUCAGCUGGGCAGUUCAUCUGUUCCAUGUGUUCUUGACUGAGCUGGAACACCCAAGGUGACUCACUCACAUGGCUGGCAGUUAGUCGCUGGCUGAUGGCUGGGGCUCAGCUGGGGCCGUUGAUGAGUGUAGGCAGCAAUUUGUUCCUUCUCUUCCUGGUUUCUUACAUCAUGAUGGCUGGGUUCCAAGAUGGGUAUUCCGAGCAGACAAAACCAGAAAUUAGGCGAUGUCUUGAGGCCUAGCCUCAGAAAUAACAUGGUUUCACUUCUGCCACUUUCUAGUGGUUACAGGGAGCCAUGGGCCAGCUCUCCUUCUUCAGAAGGAAGGGCGAUGGAUUUCAUUUUUGAUGGGAGAAGUGGCAAAGGAUGCCUAGCUAUGUUUAAUUCACUACCUCUCCGGUUAGACUACCGACCUGCCACAGGACUUAUGUGAGAGUAGAAGGAAGGGACAUUCAUCCCCAAGAGGUGCCCUGGGGGACUUGUUCUGGAAAACAUCGAAAGGGGUGACGGAAAUCUCAGACAUCAGGGUUAGGUAUUUCCUCUUCUCCGGUUCCACGGGCAAAAUAGUAAAGUGGUGCGGAAGAGUCAGCCAGGCCUCUGAGUCUCAGCUUCCCCAUCAGAGAAAAACAAAAUUAUUUACCUGCUUCGGUUGUUGUGAAGAUUAAAUGCAUGUUCGACAUUUAGCCAUCUAUAUAACCAACUGCUUAAUGUCACUUUGCAGCCAACACCAUCUUUAAAUCUAGUCCAUUUAGAGAAAUUCAGUGGUCAACAAAAACGUUACUCCCUUUCCAUGACAGCUUCUCCCUGUCGGCCCCUCCUUCUCCUGCCCAGCGCAUGGAGGUGGUCACGGCUUUAGUUGUCAUGGUAGCCACUGGCUACAGUUCCUGCUGGGGGUCACACAUUUUUGCUGAGACAUUCUGAGUAAACUCUUUUUUUGGCAGGGGCAGUGGGGUCCAUAGACCUGUAGUCAUGAGACAUAAAACCCCUCUGUUACUGUGAACUUGAAAGUCCUCUAAGCCUGGCUUCAGAGAAGCCCCAGAGGGGAGCCAGUAGGAAGUGUUAACCUGAAGGCAUUUACUAAAGCACAAAGACAUUAAAAGUAAAAAAA